Molecule: messenger RNA, 2071 nt
Organism: Stegodyphus dumicola
Lineage: Eukaryota; Metazoa; Arthropoda; Arachnida; Araneae; Eresidae
Product: vacuolar protein sorting-associated protein 4-like
Biological process (GO): vacuole organization; endosomal transport
Molecular function (GO): ATP binding; ATP hydrolysis activity
Source: RefSeq, a predicted model, not a curated record
AAUCGCAUGUGGUGAACAAGCGAGUGUAAUAAUAACUAUUUUUCACGGCAGAUCCUGUACAAUGUGUUGCAUCUAAAUCAUAUCAUAAUUGACAUAUUUAUCAGCAACGUUCAAGUUACAGAAAUUUGUUCAUACAAAAAUGUUUACAUACUUUGAUUAAUUAUUAAAUGCUGUAACUCUUGUCAAUUUGAAAGAUUUGAUUUGUUCCAAUAUGUCAACACUUCAGAAAGCAAUUGAUUUAGUGACCAGAGCUACUGAAGAAGAUAAAAAAAAAAAUUAUGAUGAAGCUUUAAGGCUAUAUGAACACGGUGUAGAAUAUUUUCUUCAUGCUAUCAAAUAUGAAGCACAGAGUGAUAAGGCAAAAGAAAGCAUUCGAGCGAAAUGUGCCCAGUACUUAGAAAGAGCAGAAAAGCUCAAAAAAUAUCUCAAAGAAAAACAGAAAUCAAAGAAACCUGUUAAAGAUUCUGAGGGGGGUACAAAAACCAAAAAAGAAAAUGAUGACAACAAUAAUAGUGAUAGUGAUGAAGAUCCAGAUAAGAAAAAGCUUUUGAAUCAACUAGAGGGAGCCAUUGUGAUAGAGAAGCCCAAUGUAAAAUGGUCUGAUGUGGCUGGUUUAGAAGGAGCUAAAGAAGCUCUGAAAGAAGCUGUUAUAUUACCAAUUAAAUUUCCACACUUGUUUACUGGCAAAAGAAAACCUUGGAAGGGAAUUUUGUUGUUUGGUCCUCCUGGAACAGGAAAAUCUUUCCUUGCUAAGGCUGUUGCUACUGAAGCCAACAAUUCAACAUUUUUCUCAGUUUCUUCUUCCCAUCUAGUUUCAAAAUGGCUCGGCGAAAGUGAAAAAUUAGUUAAAAAUCUGUUUGAAAUGGGACGACAACAGAAACCAAGUAUUAUCUUUAUUGAUGAAAUAGAUUCAUUAUGUAGUUCUCGUUCUGACAAUGAAUCUGAGUCUGCAAGACGAAUAAAAACUGAAUUCCUAGUACAGAUGCAAGGUGUGGGUACAGAUAAUGAUGGAAUACUUGUUUUAGGAGCUACGAAUAUACCAUGGGUAUUAGAUGCUGCUAUUCGUAGAAGAUUUGAAAAGAGAAUAUACAUUCCAUUACCUGAAGAAAUAGCAAGAGCGGCUAUAUUCAAAUUAAGCAUUGGAAAUACUCCGAAUUCUUUAAAUGAAGAGAAUAUUAAAGAGCUUGCCAAAAAGACAGAAGGCUAUUCAGGAGCUGAUAUAUCUGUUCUGGUCCGAGAUUCUCUAAUGCAGCCUGUGAGAAAGGUCCAGACUGCAACUCAUUUUAAAAGGGUGACUGGACCUUCUCGUUCGGAUCCAAAUAUCAUAGUGGAUGAUCUUUGGACUCCUUGUUCCCCUGGUGAUCCUAAUGGAGUAGAAAUGACAUGGGUUCAAGUUCCUGGAGAUAAAUUACUUGAGCCUAUUGUUACUAUGGCUGAUAUGCUAUUAUCAUUGGCAAAUUCUAAGCCCACAGUAAAUGACACUGACUUAAUAAAACUCAAAAAGUUUAUGGAUGAUUUUGGGCAAGAAGGCUAGAAACAUGUGGCCUUUAACAAAUUACUGUUCUACUACUGUAAAUUUUGAAGCAUGAUGACGUCCAUAAAAUGCUAAGCACUUAGUGUAAUUGGACAUUAUUACAAAAGUAUUCUGCAUUGGCAAAACCAACUGUUUCUAAAAGUGCUUUUUCAUUUUUACUGCAUGUAGAUAUUAACAGUUCUUAUUUUUUAAUCAGUCCAUUUAUUUUUGGUAGCUGUAUAAAAAUCUUGAAAGUAAAUUGUCAUCAUCCUGACUGCAAGGGACAAAAAAAAAAAAAAGUUUUAAAAUAAAAUACCAUAGAAUAUGAUAUAUUAAAUCACAGUUAUAUUUAAAUUCUAUGGAAGUAUUUCAUUUCUAUGUAUAUUUUAACAUUUAUUGAAAUUAGUUUCAAUUUGCUUGUCCCAUUGCCUGUGGGCCAUUUUCCAAUAUAUUGUUACAAGUUAAAUGUAACGAAAUGUGAUCAUGGUAAAUUAAGUUUUGUGAUUUUAUUGUUAAAUUUAUGAAGCAAAAAAUAAAUACUAGCCAUUUAUCUUUUAA